AUGAAGAAAAUAAACAACAGGCAGCGGGUCGUGGCUGGGAUGGCCUGGGGAGGUGACAUCCAAAAGAGGCGCGAAGAUCCACAGGAGAAACCAGACCACGUGCAAGAUUUGUGGAAGACGCUUUUCUGGAUAGCUUCCGAACAAGCCUCGGCAAGGCGCCGUAAAUGUGAACAUUUACGUGCGAGACCAGCUGCGGCAAAAAGGCAUGUUCCAUUUCCGUGA
Messenger RNA from Toxoplasma gondii ME49, 222 nucleotides. RefSeq lists its product as hypothetical. NCBI's taxonomy places the organism in Eukaryota, Apicomplexa, Conoidasida, Eucoccidiorida, Sarcocystidae. The record is from RefSeq and is a predicted model, not a curated record. Bases 1 to 222 code for a protein of 73 amino acids. The transcript has 2 exons.